Messenger RNA from Phoenix dactylifera (date palm), 2194 nucleotides. Its product is annotated as putative E3 ubiquitin-protein ligase RING1a. Lineage: Eukaryota; Viridiplantae; Streptophyta; Magnoliopsida; Arecales; Arecaceae. The record is from RefSeq and is a predicted model, not a curated record.
CCCCCCCUCCCCUUCUUCCCCUUCUCUUCCCCGGUUGCCUCCCAUCCGGCACCCUUCUCAUCUCGUCCUCCCUUCGCUCGCACGCAACCACGGCCGUUCCCCCUGUGGACCGCCUAUAACCCAUCCCAACCAAAACGAAGAGAGGAGCGUCGGAGUUCCUCCACCAUCCUCUCUCCCACCUCAUACCCUCCCAAAACACCAACGAGAAAAAGAGAGAAAGAAAUGCCCGCCCAGAAGCGCCCCCUCCCUCCGCCCUCCGACCACCUCGGUGGCUCCACCGACUCCCCCCACUUGCCGCCUCCGCUGCCGUCCCAGCAGCAGCACCAGCCGCUGCCGCAGGCCGACGGCGCGCAGCCGCCGCAGCCAAAUCCACCGCCGGAGCUACCGAAGGAACGAGAUGGCGAUUCCGAUGGCGAAGGUGGCAGCCAAUCUUCGGACGACGAGGCUGACAAAGACGAAAUUAUCCCAGUGAAAUUGGCGGACAUACGCAAAGAAGUUCAAUGCCCUAUUUGUUUAGGUAUAAUAAGGAAGACAAGAACCGUUAUGGAGUGCCUGCAUCGCUUUUGCAGGGAAUGUAUUGACAAAUCGAUGCGGCUUGGGAAUAAUGAAUGUCCAGCAUGCCGGACACAUUGUGCUAGUCGGCGUUCUUUGAGGGACGAUCCAAAUUAUGAUGCUCUGAUUGCAGCUUUAUAUCCAGAUAUUGAUAAGUACGAGGAAGAGGAACUGGCUUUGCAUGAAGAAGAGAGAACUCGCAAUAAGAAGAUUCAAGCAUCCAUAGCUGAGACAUUUCGGCGACAAUCAGAGGCACUUGGUAGGAAAAAGUCCACAAAAGCUGCAGCUGAAAUUUUCUUAAGAAAAUCAAGGGGGAAUUUUCGAGCUCAUGGACAAAACAGUUAUCUACGUGGCAGAGGUAGAAGUGGUGUUCGGGACAAUGUACUUGCUGGCUCUGAUGAUGAUGAGGAAGAGGAAGCAAAUGGUAAUGAUGGCAGCAAAGAUUCCUCUUCUGCUGAGGAUCGUUCUCCUGAUGUAAGGCAGAAGAGAUUCAAGAGACGGCGAAUGCCACGGUCUUCGCCAGCAAGAACAGCAGGCAAUAUCGACGGUGAGGAAAAUGAUGACUUGGAAGCGAGCCGUGAAAACUUACGCACAUCACCUUUGAGAGCAGGAAACAGAGAGAUACUUGCAUGGGGUAAGAAUGGUACACGAAGUCAAACCAGACAUGGUAAUACUAGUGGUUCAAAUGGUAGACUUGUCAAGGGCGGGCGCAUGACGAAGUUCGCUGAGCACAUCCGUAAUUUAGAUGAAACUGAUGCUGAGUUUGAUGUGCACCUGACCCUGCUCCCUUUGGUCGAACAAAGUAUGCCAAAUUUGGAACGACCAUAUCUUUGCUGCAGUCCAACCUUGUGCAUUAGACACCUUUGCCAAUUCAUUGCUCGUCAGACAUCUGUACAGGCUGAAGAAGUUGAGAUAUACAUAAGAAAGCCUAAAGUUGGAACUCUGGCAAUCAACUCCACCAUGGGGGAUAAUGUCGAGUCUGAUCCCUUAGAGGGGCUCCAAAUAUUUGAAGCACAAGAAUCUCUUGCUAAGAUUCAUGCUUCUUUUCCUGCCAAACAAGGGGAGCUGGUGUUGGUGUAUGGUUUUAAAAUGCAACGCUAGAGAAUACCAGAGCACGAGGUCCCCUCCCCUCCCCUCCCCUCCCCUCCCCUCCCCACCCUCUCUUUCUCUCUCUCUUUCUUGGGAGGAUGCAACAGCUGCCAGCCAACCGCUACCCAUAAACUGGAGGAUGUAUAUAACAGUGAUAUACAUAUUGAAAGAUCACAAGCCAGUGAAGUUCCAGUUUCAUCAAAUGCACUAAAGAUCUUGUAAAGAAUCAAGAGCCUAGACAGUAAAGGUGUAUUGGGUGUUGAUCGGAGGGUGCAAGUUAAGUAUGCUGACCUUGUUCGUUAAUUAAAAAAAAUUAUGUUCUGCUUUCACUCUGGUUAGGGUUUGAAAUUGUAGAACCUUGCCUUGGUAGCUCAUUGGAAACAAAAAAGGAAAAUGCUCUGUCCAGUAUCUGUCUUGCUGUUAUUUUUGUAUCAUUGACUAAAAUUUUCUACAUUUGCUGCUGCUUAGUUGUUUGCCUAAAACUAAUUACCAUUUUAGUAAAUUGUGAUUUCGUACCCUACAUGCUUUAUGCCAAGGAUGCCUUUGGCUUAAA